Molecule: messenger RNA, 1682 nt
Organism: Manis pentadactyla (Chinese pangolin)
Lineage: Eukaryota; Metazoa; Chordata; Mammalia; Pholidota; Manidae
Gene: CCM2
Product: CCM2 scaffold protein
Exons: 10
Coding region: 111-1514 (467 amino acids)
Biological process (GO): heart development; vasculogenesis
Source: RefSeq, a predicted model, not a curated record
GCGGGUAGGCGGCGCAGGAGCGGCAGCGGCUGCGGGUCGGGCGGGCAUGUAGUGGGUGCGGGCGGAGCGGGCCUCCCGGGGCGGGCCGGACCGCGGGGGCUCGUGGCGACAUGGAGGAGGAGGGCAAGAAGGGCAAGAAGCCUGGAAUCGUGUCACCAUUUAAGCGGGUGUUCCUUAAAGGCGAGAAGAGUAGAGAUAAGAAAGCUCAGGAGAAGGCUGCGGAGAGACGUCCUCUGCACACGGUGCUACUAGCCCUGCCGGAGCGUGUGGAGCCCGACACGCUGCUGAGCGACUACAUCGAGAAGGAGGUGAAGUACUUAGGUCAGUUAACAUCCGUGCCAGGAUACCUGAACCCCUCCAGUAGGACUGAAAUCCUGCACUUCAUAGACAAUGCAAAGAGAGCCCACCAGCUCCCCGGACACCUGAACCAGGAGCACGACGCUGUGAUCAGCCUGUCUGCCUACAACGUCAAGCUGGCCUGGCGGGACGGGGAGGACACCAUCCUCAGGAUUCCCAUCCAUGACAUUGCCGCUGUGUCCUACGUGCGGGAUGACGCCUUGCACCUCGUGGUCCUAAAGACAGCCCAGGACCCCGGCAUCUCCCCCAGCCAGAGUCUGUGUGCGGAAGGUUCCAGAGGCCUCACCACAGUCUCCCUGGCGGAGAGCGGAGUGGGGCCUGUGGAGGCAUGCUGCCUGGUGAUCCUGGCGGUGGAGAGUAAGCAUCGGAGAGCUGCCUGGAAGGUGCAUCUGUAUCCCCCAUGGCAGGUGGCUGCUGAAGAGUUGUGCCUCCUGCUCGGCCAAGUCUUCCAGAUUGUGUACACGGAGUCAACGAUUGACUUUCUGGACAGAGCCAUAUUCGAUGGAGCCUCGACACCCACCCACCACCUGUCAUUUCACAGCGACGACUCUUCCACCAAAGUGGACCUGAAGGAGCCCUAUGAGUCGGAAGCCAUCCCCUUCUCUUUCCGUGAGUGUUCGCUAGCGGGCGGUGUCCUGCCGCUGUCCUGCGCGCCGACGGCGCCGCACGCCAAGACGGUCAGCGAGAGCGAACUGAGCGCCACGGCUGCCGAGCUGCUGCAGGACUACAUGCUCACGCUGCGCACCAAGCUGUCCUCGCAGGAGAUCCAGCAGUUUGCUGCACUGCUGCACGAGUAUCGGGAUGGUGCCUCCGUGCACGAGUUUUGCAUCAACCUGCGGCAGCUAUAUGGGGACAGCCGCAAGUUCCUGCUGCUGGGUUUACGGCCCUUCAUCCCUGAGAAGGACAGUCAGCACUUUGAGAACUUCCUGGAGACCAUCGGAGUGAAAGACGGCCGGGGCAUCAUCACUGACAGUUUCGGCCGGUGCCGGCGGGCCCUGAGCUCCACCCCUACCUCCACCUGCACUGGGGACAGGGCUGUGGGACACACCGAUGACCAGUCUGCACCCUCAGAGGGUGAUGAGUGGGACCGCAUGAUCUCAGACAUCAGCAAUGACAUUGAGGCCCUGGGCUGCAGCCUGGACCAGGACUCAGCCUGAGGGGGUGGGAGGCCAGGGCAAGUGCCAUCUGCUGUGAAGGACACGCCUGGGGUGGUCUUGCUGCCUGCACGGGCUCUGCUCCUAGAGGGGUCCUGUCGCCUGACCCCAGACAGCUGUUCAGUUUUGCACAGGAACACAGACCCUUAAAGAAGUUUACUGCAAUGUGAA